This is a messenger RNA of Trypanosoma cruzi, 1626 nucleotides long. RefSeq lists its product as uncharacterized. The coding region runs from base 1 to 1626 and encodes 541 amino acids. Lineage: Eukaryota; Euglenozoa; Kinetoplastea; Trypanosomatida; Trypanosomatidae. The record is from RefSeq and is a predicted model, not a curated record. The transcript has a single exon.
AUGAAAUGCAUUACAGCGGCUCUCUUCUUGGUUUGCUCUUUUUUAACGCGGAGCAAGAAAAGUCAAUAUUAUCGAGUGAAAAGUGUAAUUUAUUGGGUUGCCCAUUUUCAUUUUCCAUGUCUACAGAAAUUUCUCAUGGUAUGGACCGCAAUUCCUCUCCGGAUAAGGCAUCUUUCUCUACACCUUCUGAAUGAAUUAGUUCCUAUGGCAAGAACAGGCGGAAGUGCCGCAGUUGUUGGUAUGUUUGCUUGCUUUUGUCAGGCGGCACUGGAACAGAUACCGCACCUGAGAAUUCUUGUUUCCUUUGUUGAACGUGAAGAAAAUCAUUGGCUGGACUUGAUUUAUCAGAUGUCAGGACCCACAAGCUUGCCUUUACGCUUGCGUCGGUACGCGGUGCAGGAGGUUUCAGUCUUGUCACAUGCCUUCUUCCACUGCGUAAGCUCAGUGGGCGAUAUGAUAGAUCUUACUUUUAAAGCCAUGCAGAAUUGCCCGCAGCGAAGUAAUACUGUGCAGAAGGAGGAUUCUCUUGUCAUCCAACUCAUUGGAGUGCCCCGCGAUGUUGAGAUUCAAGGGGGAGAGGAAAUGCGGGUGGCAUCGUGGGGGGCGAGAGCGAUCGUGUUUACUCAACCUGCCGUUUGUGGUGCGUUGUCGGAAGAAUGGGGGAUUCAUUUUUCCGCUUGUCUACCGUCUGCGUCUUGUGACGGGCAUGCGCCGAUGUUUGAGUUACCUGAAUUGGGGAUGGAAGUGCAACGGGUCCUGCGAGCCGUUGAAGGCGAGAUGCCCACGUCCAUUGCGGUUCUUCACCUGCCAGAUGCUAUCAAGGUACUCUUACCUCAGCUCACAGAAGGAAUAUUUGUGAAGGAUUCCGUGACGCACGCUGUUUUGGGGCAAAAUUCAUUACUGCCACAUUUGCAGCAAAGACGGCGGGAACGCCAGGGAAUAGAUAACGUAGAGAAUCAAGUGAUGAUAAAUGAGGGAGUGGGGCUAAAUGUGAAUAAAUUGGUGGACGCCAACUCGGCGGAAGUAACGGAACAAGUUGGGGCAACAUGCUUGCUUCAACCUUCAAAUAGUUUUUCCAGAAAAUAUUUGGCGCGGCGAACGCUUAGGUGUAUCCCGUUACCGAAUAAAAUGAAUGAUUAUAAAGUGAAUUCUUAUUGGUCGUUAAGAAGACCAUCGGACCCCAAAUCCUCCCUCUCCGCACCUAUUCUGAGUAAGGGGAGUCCCUUGGCGCCUAUUGCGGCUAGGCGAGGGAGCAACUUAUUGAGAUCGGAGCGUUCUUUGAUUACCCCAUCUUGUGCAGAAGAGGUAAGAAACGCAAUUAAAAAACAUGAGCGUCAACGAAAUUCUAUUUCGAAUCGUCGGUUGAUGCGACGAGAACCCUUGCUCCCGGUGGUGUACGUGCAGAAAAGACUUUAUUGGCAGCGUGAGAGCGUCAGGGCAUUGGAGCUUAAAGAGAGGAAUAUGAUUGAGCUGGAUGAGAAAAAGUGCCGAAGAAUAGCCGAGGUGAAAAUUGAGCAAAUGAAUUGCGGAUCGCAGUGUGGUGCCUAUUCACCCCGUACGCAUGUUUUUUUGCUGAGGGCAAAGCAGAGGGCAACAUCUUUUUUUGCCUUGCCUCCUUUCUCGUAG